Cannabis sativa is the source of this 1773-nucleotide messenger RNA. Its product is annotated as protein tesmin/TSO1-like CXC 7. Gene Ontology annotation, cellular component: nucleus. Bases 297 to 1679 code for a protein of 460 amino acids. NCBI's taxonomy places the organism in Eukaryota, Viridiplantae, Streptophyta, Magnoliopsida, Rosales, Cannabaceae. The record is from RefSeq and is a predicted model, not a curated record. Gene Ontology annotation, biological process: regulation of DNA-templated transcription. The transcript is spliced from 7 exons.
UUUCGUUUCUCUCUCUCUCUCUCUCUCUCUCUCUCUCUCUAAGUUCGUACGGUCGAAUCGAAGCUCUCCAGUUUCUGCCAAGUGGUGAUUGUUAAUCGAGAUCAUCACAGGUUUCAAUAUUAAAAUACUGAAAUCGAGUUUCGCUGUUUGUUUGCUAAGAAAAUGUUGAUAUUGACUGGCUUUCCGGAAAGUGAAAAAGCUAUCGUGAUUCAAAUUCCAUGGAAUAAUGAUUUUUUUUCUUUCCUUGACUAUAUUUGUUUCGGUUUGCAUUUGAAGUGUGAUCGAUCAGAUCGACAAUGGAAGUCCCCGGCAAAAAUCAGAUGAGACGAUCAAGAGGCCGCUAUCGGCGUUCCAGAUUUCGCGCCAAAAAUCUGGUUAAGCAGUUAGAUUUUUCAAUGUCUGGCAGCUUAUCUUUGGAUCCUAGUUCAUCUUCGCUUAAUCACUUUAAGUCGCCUGCGAAACCCAACUUGGAGCUUUAUUUGUCACCUCCAAUCGAACCAUUUACAGAAAAUAUAGAGUCCUCAGCAGUACAACCUCAAGCUCAAAUUGGAAUAGAAGAAGAUAAUGGCCCUCAAGAGCAUCAAGGACAAUGUCGUUGCAAGCUAACAAAGUGCUUAAAAAUGUACUGUGAAUGCUUCGCUUCUGGAUUCUACUGCAAUGGGUGCAAUUGUAUUGAUUGUCACAAUAACAUCAAAAAUGAGCCUGCGAGGACUGCAGCUGUUGAAAGUAUUUUAGAACGAAACCAAAAUGCUUUCAGGUCAAAAACCGCUAACAGCUUGCAUGUAACCCCAGAUAUUAAGGUUCAGAAAAAGGGCACUACAUCCGUAAGAAAACAACAAAAGGGGUGCCAUUGUAAGAAAACAUUUUGCCUAAAGAAAUAUUGCGAGUGCUUCCAAGCUAAGAUCCUCUGUUCUGAACAUUGUAAAUGCUUGGACUGCAAGAACGUAGACGGAUUUGAGGAGAGUAUACUAUCACCUCAGAAACAUUAUGACGCAGAAACCUCUGUCAAGAGGGCCAGGGAGACAUCUUCUUCAAUAUCAACUAAAAAAGAAGGCCAGGGGAAUCCUCUUGUAACUUUUAGGGCACCGCCUGCCUUUUCUGCCAAUGCUCUCGAAUGCAGGUUCAUAUAUUUAGAAACAUACUUUUCUUUUAUGCGCACUAGUUAUAGUUUCAUAAUUCUGACUCUGUUCAUCAUUAUUGUGGGCACCACCAGAUCAUGGCAAGCAAGUAUAACUACAGAUUCCAUUAAGCGCAUUUGCUCAAAUAUGUUUGUAGGGGCUCAUGCUGAUAGGAUACUUACUGCAGUCAAUAGUUUCACUUCAGUGAUGCCAGAUAAACCAAAUGUAGGGGAAGUGGUUCCAGAUGACCAUUUGAAUGAUUAUGGAGUAAACAUAGUCAAUACAAAGUUUCCCAAAACUGCAAAUGUCAAUGGACAAGAAGGGAUGGUGUUAUCUCCUACAGCAGAGGCGUUAAAAUGUGAUGAGAAAGUUACCAUGUUGAGAGAAGCUACUGCGUCCUUUGAUGGAAAUCAUAAGCGGAUCCCUAAUGCAAAGCCCUAUAUGGAGCAGGAAAGGAUUAUCUUGACAAACUUCCGGGAUUUUCUUAAGAAGAUUAUCUCUGUGAACACUAAUUCAACUGGAACUUCUACAGGGAUUCAAUGUGACCAUGUAGGUACUUGAAUCUAAAAAUUACAAGGUUCCUGUGUAAGAAAGAGUAAAUCUCCAAUUUGAUAGCAAUGAAUGGAUUGCUGAUUAUUGAUUGCAUUUGUUCGUG